Molecule: messenger RNA, 1967 nt
Organism: Protopterus annectens (West African lungfish)
Lineage: Eukaryota; Metazoa; Chordata; Ceratodontiformes; Protopteridae
Product: serum paraoxonase/arylesterase 2-like
Exons: 9
Coding region: 242-1336 (364 amino acids)
Cellular component (GO): extracellular region
Molecular function (GO): arylesterase activity
Source: RefSeq, a predicted model, not a curated record
GUGGUGACAGGUGCUGUUUGAGAGGGAUGCCCUCCCUUCAGCGUACAGUAAGAGUACUUACCAAAAUACUCCACUUUGCAUUUUCACAAAGGCUUCCCUCGCUGCACUCCAGCCAACGCCUUGAUGCCUAUUCGUGCCCUGUAAUUCACGGUGCGCGUGAGUGGCGGGCGCAACGUCCAGGGCGGAGCCCUCCGCUGUGAUAACCCGCCAGCAUCGCAGAACACGCGGAGCAGCAACCGAAAUGGGCAAACUGCUGACGGUAGGGGUAGUACUAGGAGGGCUGCUGGGGCUUCUGAGCGAACGGUUUUUAACUUACAGGUCAAGGUUGCUUUAUGACAGAGAACCAGAAAAUAAAGAUUUGCCAAACUGUCGACUUAUUGAAGGCAUUGAAUAUGGGUCUGAAGAUCUUGUUAUCCUUCCCAAUGGUCUGACUUUCAUUAGUUCUGGCUUGAAAUCUCCAAUACUGAAAAGUUUUGCUCCAGACAGACCAGGAGAAAUUUUUCUGCUGGAUCUCAAUGAAGCCGAUCCAAAGCCGGUGGUACUAAAGAUCAGUGACGGAUUUGAUGUGUCGUCAUUUAAUCCGCAUGGAGUGAGUGCACAUAUAGAAGAAACUGAUAAUGUGGUGUACGUCUUUGUUGUCAACCACCCUCAUGGUACCAGUACGGUGGAAAUCUUCAAGUUUGAAGAGGAAAACAAUUAUUUGUUGCACCUUAAAACCAUCAAGCAUGAACUCUUGCCAAGUAUAGAUGACAUUGUAGCACUCGGGCCAGAAAGCUUUUAUGCCACUGUUGACUAUUACUUUGCUAACUUUAUCAUGCAGUAUGUUGAAAUACUCUUGGGUUUGCCAUGGUCUUCUGUUGUGUACUACAGCCCAACAGACGUAAAGGAAGUAGCGUGUGGAUUUUAUUUUACCAAUGGCAUAAACAUCUCUCCUGCCAGGAAGUACAUUUAUAUUGCUGACUCUCUUGAUCACUCUAUUCACAUUAUGGGGAAAGAUGACAACAACAGCUUGACUCCGGUGAAGGUCAUUCCAUUGGAGACAAUACCACGUAGCAUAGAUGUCGAUCCAGUCACAGGAAACCUAUGGGUUGGCUGCCUUCCUAAUUGCUGGAAAUUGUUUAAUUAUGAUCCUGAGAGUCCACCUGGCUCAGAGGUGAUCCUCAUCCAGAACAUUCUGUCUGAUGAGCCAGUUGUGACUCAGGUGUAUGCCAACAAUGGUUCUGUUCUUCAAGGCUCCUCAGUCGCAGCGGUGUAUGAAAAGAAGUUGAUUGUGGGCACUGGUUUUCAUAAAGCUCUCUUAUGUGACCUGAGUGAACCAGAACACGAUGUAGCAUAACCUUUCAUUUAGUUCAACAGAAACGGUCUACAUGUCCUCUCACCUGCUAAAACGCAAAUAAAAACUAACUGUGCAGCAGCAGUCAGUUAUAGAAAUAACUCAUCUAACAAUAUAGAUUUUUUACGUGGGUUUUUGGGCAAUGGUUUAUAAAGACAUGCUUCCCUUUUCUUUUAAUGAAAUAAUAUGACAUUCUGCAUUUCUCAGCUAAAGAAUUAUAGCUGUGGAUAGAGCUUACCAAAUAAAUUGGUACCACUAACUACUUAUUAGCAGUUAAUUAAAUGUUACAUAAUAGAUAAACGCCACUGAUUACUUCCCAACAUUUUCCUGCUGUUUACCAGAUACACCAUUUCUUUUACUUGACACUUGAAAAAAGAGACUUCAAAUGGCUUCUGCUAUGGGCAUUAUGUAUUUGGGAUUGUGUAUGCUGCUUCUGAAAUUAAUAAUUAAAAAAAGAAGCAUUGUAUUUUAAAUUAAAUAAAAUCACUGUAUUUAAUGCACUCAUCAAAUUCAAGGAAGAUUCCAAAAACAUGUAAUUUGUGUAGCAUUCAGAUUGCCUGUAGAUGAAAAGAUGAAAGGCCAGAUUCAAUAAAGUCAGUGUACACAAUAUGUAUUCAAUAAAAUUCUUAUCACA